AAUUGAAAGUGUGGGCUCGUGCUGUGACGUCGGUAGUCACGUGACGUGCACAAGCGGAGGUUCUCCCACACUCUCUGUUUGUAGUAGAUGCAUUACUAGAACGUAGGAGUACAGUUUCUGUUUGGUUGGACUCAACUACAGAAUCUUCGCCAGAAAUUUGCAGUCGAGUUCGGUGCUUUAUCAAACGAAGGUCCAUCGCCUGCCAUAAGUAUUGGCCUCCACAUCAUAAUGAAACCCUACUAUGCCUUAGCCGUAUGUGCAAUCUUCGCAAUGGUGCUUGUCAUCGCCGGUGCUCAAGAUAUGAAUUUGUUUGGUCGCGAGGAAGCUAAAGAGGACCAGCAAAGUGCACAGAAUAUUGAGAAAAAGUACGCUCGUCUGUCCUACUUCCGGUCACCUUCACGCCCACGUUAUGGAUGGAACAAUAGAGGAAGAGGACGCUACUCUAGACCUGUACAGAGAUCCCCUAUGUAUGGAUGGAGGCAUCGUUCAAGCCGUCCCAAGAUGCCAUGGGAGUACCUUCCUGACAGCUACUGCUUCCGCAACCGAUGCCGAUCCAACUUUGACUGCUGCAAAAAAUACAACUUGUGCAACCCAGCUGCCAAACUGUGCUAUGAUUGCUGGUACGGGCACCCGUGCAGGCGCAAUGAAGACUGCUGUGCAAAAUACCCCACUUGCAACAAGCACAGGGGCAUGUGUGUGGAUUAAAGAAACACUGGAGCUGGAUACACGUUUCCAAAAACUGUCAUGAGAUGGCUUUGCUUUAAGUAUGGUAUUGCAAUUAAUUCCGACAUUCACGUUAUGCCUUGUGAUAUUAAAUCCGUACACCAGAACAAAAUUAAGUAAAAAAGAUCAGUUUGAUAUGAUAUAUAUUAUACUAUUUUCAGUAGAGAAAUAACCAUGGCCAAAACAACACCAAGAACGCAAACGCAAAAAUCAGUUCUCUGCAACGCCUAUCUUAAACGUAAAGCUGUCCCCAUGAUGUCCAACAUUCCAAAGAGUGUAUGGCUAGAAAUUAUUCCAGGAUAAUUUCAAAAUUAUGGAGAAAAUCGCUUCAAUUAACAUGUUUUUGUCUUCAUUUGUUGGUUUAUGCCUGAUUAUUUAGCCUUAUAGCAUCGGCUAAAAUACUUAUUUUCAUAUGCAAAUACAUAUACUGAGUAUGUGUAUUGCAAAAGGUGAUUGCUACAAAGUCACAGUCAUACAUUCUGAUCAAUGCAUAGAAAAAAUAUUUCUGACAUGCUUUUUCAAAGAAAAUGGAAACGGGUCAACGAACUUCACGAAGUGAUUCAGACAAAGUAUAUGCAUAUAUAUACGAACGCGUUGACACCCUUGCAAAAGUAAAUUGUAAUUAGGAUAUUCAGAUACUUAUUACUGUAUAUUUUAUAAUUCUAUUUUAUGUAUAUGUAUAUCGUUUUGAAAAUUAUAUACUGCCAAACUUUUCAGGUCAAGAGGUUGUGUUCAUGAUUAUCGUCCCAGUAAUCAUGAGAGGUCAUUAUUCAUGUCCUAGAUUGUUUUGUAUAAGGACACAUUAUCUAGAGGUCGUUAGUUACUUCAUCUACACAUUCUUUAAACGAAGUGUUUCCUGGAUUUGGGCCUUGUAUUUUUAAUGCAUACGUGAUUUAUAAUCUGAAGAGUCUUUCUUAUGUUAUUUUAUUGUAUAUUCGUUCGAUUUGACUAAUUAGAGUGAGUUUAAUUGGUAUUAUGACCCUCAUAAUUACCAGUGGUUCAAUUCGUUUCAAGGCCAGUCGAAAGUCAGAUGUAUGAAUCUCAUUUCAUCAAUAUUUUAAGAAACAGAAAAACACUCAUAUCAUCAUUUCGCUCACAGUGACAAGAUUGUGCUAUGUACAUCAGAUUAUCAGCUUUUCAAAACAUCAUGAAUAAACUAUAAUUUGAGGUC
Messenger RNA from Haliotis rufescens (red abalone), 1894 nucleotides. RefSeq lists its product as uncharacterized. The coding region runs from base 229 to 705 and encodes 158 amino acids. The transcript has 6 exons. The record is from RefSeq and is a predicted model, not a curated record. Lineage: Eukaryota; Metazoa; Mollusca; Gastropoda; Lepetellida; Haliotidae.